Octopus bimaculoides (California two-spot octopus) is the source of this 2663-nucleotide messenger RNA. RefSeq lists its product as uncharacterized. The record is from RefSeq and is a predicted model, not a curated record. Gene Ontology annotation, cellular component: nucleus; chromosome, centromeric region; chromatin. Gene Ontology annotation, biological process: chromosome segregation; CENP-A containing chromatin assembly. Lineage: Eukaryota; Metazoa; Mollusca; Cephalopoda; Octopoda; Octopodidae.
UUUUGAACAUCCUCUUGAAAAACUGGGUUUGCACCCGCUAAGAAUAUUUUGUUCCAUCAGUUAUGUGGGAACUAUCCUUACUUGCGAACCCAGCAAAUAAACACAAACAGAAAAUAAUAAUAAUAAUAAUACAGGUCAGAUGUUUACUAGUAGCCCCGUAUCACUUUAGGAAGGGUUUUACCGAAAUCACGGGUGACAUCCGGCGGUUUUCAUGGUCAGGGUUUCAUCUUUCUAUGUCUCUUACUUGUUUCAGUCAUUCGACCCUGCUUGAUUUAUUUCCUCUUUUUUAUAGUUUCUAAUGUCUCUAAGUUAUUCUAUCGGUGUGUUAUUACCGAACCGCUGCAUCACAGACGUAAACAAACCAACAUCGGUUGCCAAGCGGUGAUGGGGAACAAAAACAAAGAUACACACAUGCGUUUGCUAAUGCAGUAGGAAAAAAAAAAGAACUCAAGACAGGGGUAUAUUAAUUGUUUUUAUUAUUGAUAAUUGGCAGAGUUACAGGGAGUUAUGAGCAUUGCGUUGGCAAAGCACGAAAUCUCAGCCCUUAAAUCACUGUAACACACACAAUUUAUAUAUAUAUAUGUGCAUACAUGCAUAUUUAUAUAUAUAUGUAGUGUCAAUAUAAUUUAUAUCGGAAAAAGAAGCACAUUCUAAAGAAUAGAGCAGUAAGUGUAUAUAUUAUUCUUUAACAAGAAUAUUAUUGACAGUGAUUUCGAAGUUUUGGCCAGCUAGGUUUCCGUCUCCUAAAACCAGAAGGCUUUCAUCGACUCGAUAACAGGAUAGAAGACACGGCCGAGGUAAAGAAUAGGUACACCUCCGGUUUUCGGUGUAACAAAAACUUUAAACCCCAACCCUAAAACUCUAACCUUAAACCCUAACCUUGAUCAACCGGGUGUACGUAUUCCUUACUUUCGCCAAAGACACUUGCUCAGAAUGUCACGCAGUGGGACAGAGCCCGGAAUGAAAUAGUUGGGGAGAAAACUUCUCGCCGCACCGCUAAGAUUGCGCCUUCAAAACAAACGGAAAAACGAGAAAAAGAAACUUUGAAAGUGAGACGAGUUUAAAAAGUAAAUAUUUUAUCAAAACCUAAACAGAACCAAUAUUAUCCAGCUUGUUUUUAUCGAAGACGGUUAGAUGUAAGUUGGCUGCUAUUUCUGGGAUGUUGAUCGACUUCUUGGAGGUUUAAGGAACAAAGCUUUUAACUUUUAUUUUUGCGUUCUUCAUUUCAAAUUCGCGAGAGACAAUCUGAGAUAAUUCCACUGACAGACAAAAGUUGAUGGGACCGAUGUGGCUGUAAGGAGUGUUUUUUGCAGUUUUAAAGAAGGCAUAAGAAACGAUGAAGACGAAACAGAUGACGAAAAGAAGGAGAAAGAAGAAAAAUAGACAGGCCAGCCUUCUCCAUUGUGAUCCCGCCAUCACUGACAUUAUGAGCAAUCAGGCGUCUUUUAUUAAGAUGUUUGAUGUGUUUCCUGACCACGUCAACCAUCUCUUCCCAAUUAUCUUCCAGUGUUCUAACUGCAAGGUAAUCUUCGGAGACUCCCUCUCCUGGGAGAUCACCAACGAAGCCAUGCAAGUCAUCUGCUUGUCUAAGGCAAGUGAUUUUGUUAUCGUAGAUGAAGAAAUCUUGAUCCAACGAUCUGAAAGUAAUCAAAUAAGCACCUACAGUAAACUCUCCUGCAAAGGAUGUCGACGGGUCGUUGGCAAGUUUUUCCAUUCCACAUAUUACGAUUUUGACCAGUUUCGGGGUUUGUUCACGUUCUAUGUCAACCAAAUUUCCAUGUACCAGACUGGACAAGAAGGUACCUACAAAGACAUAGCACAGCUUGAAUACAUUGAUCCGAUCAAGUGUAUCCUGAUAAGCCUCAACGAACGUCUGACAUUGAUUGAAAAGAAGCUGGGAAUCGUCCGAGGAAGCAGUAAUAUGGAUGGCAUCGGCAACCGUGAUGGUAGGGGUGCUAAUGUCAGUGAAGAGGGGAAUAACGUGAACCAGCUCUCCAGCAAUGGGGACAUCACAUUGUCCAGGGGCACCACCAUCACCUCUAACAGCAGCAGCCAAGUGCAGACCGAUUCCAUAGAACUACAUGGCAAUUUGUCUUCAAGUGAGGGAGACACCAGUGGCAGCUUCUCCGAGGUGUCCAAUGGAUGACCAGUCACUCAUCUGUUUUGUGGACCUCUCAUACCUGACCUGCCCUUGCUGACAUCUCGUACCUAAUGUUCCAUUGUUGACCUUUCAUCUCCGAACCACUGCAACUGACCUCAUGCAUGACCUCUCAAACUGCCCCACCUCCUCAUCCACACUUAAAUGGCACCAUGUGGCAACCAUUUCCCUUUUUACUUCAUUCUUUCAUCACCGUUGUCAUCGACCACCUUGCAGCAUCAGGAUUCUUUGUUACCAUGGUAAUACCAGAAGAGUUAAUCAGUUUCCGGCUUUGUUUGUCAAACAUGUCCUGAUCAACUCUGCUCUGUUUGUCUCUGUUGUUGCUGUUGAUUUGCUUUUUAUUUUAUUUUUUACAAAUGAAUUUUUUCCUUUCUCUCAUAAGUAAUAUAUAUACAUAUUUAGGCACGAAAUAGCAACUACCCUGUAACUUAUCUUUGGAUGCUGGCUUUGUUGGGUGGAGGUGCUUAUUUUUAACUAUGGCUGUAUGUAUUGUGUGUGUGUGUGU